This is a messenger RNA of Papaver somniferum (opium poppy), 1497 nucleotides long. Its product is annotated as NAC domain-containing protein 78-like. Gene Ontology annotation, biological process: regulation of DNA-templated transcription. Gene Ontology annotation, molecular function: DNA binding. The transcript is spliced from 4 exons. The record is from RefSeq and is a predicted model, not a curated record. Lineage: Eukaryota; Viridiplantae; Streptophyta; Magnoliopsida; Ranunculales; Papaveraceae. Bases 81 to 1160 code for a protein of 359 amino acids.
UGUUUCAAAAAAUCAAAAUAAAUUCGAUGUAAUUUCUUCUCCAAAAAGAAAAACCCUAAUCGAUCAAAUCAAAAUCAGUAAUGGGGAUUGGAGGUAAAGAAUCAUCAACUUCAACAGCAACAUCUUCACUAGCACCAGGUUUCCGAUUCCAUCCAACUGAUGAAGAACUCGUUAGUUAUUAUCUCAAACGAAAAAAUCUCGGAAAACCAUUCAGAUUUUACGCCAUUUCUGAAAUUGAUAUCUACAAAUUCGAGCCAUGGGAUCUUCCAGGUCAGUCGAGGUUAAAGAGUAGAGACCGGCAGUGGUAUUUUUUCAGUGCGUUGGAUAAGAAGUAUGAAACGGGAUGGAGAAGAAAUAGAGCUACUGGUCAAGGUUAUUGGAAAACUACAGGGAAAGAUAGGGCUGUUUGUAGGAAUAAUCGAUCAGCAGCUAGUAUGAAGAAAACACUUGUGUAUCAUUUUGGGAGAGCUCCGCGCGGUGAAAGGACCAAUUGGGUUAUGCAUGAGUAUAGACUUGCUGAUGACCAGCUUGGGAGAAAUGUUCUACAGGUUGGGAGGAGUUCGUUUGUGUUGUGCAGGAUUUUUCAAAAGAGUGGAACAGGACCGAAGAAUGGGGAGCAGUAUGGUGCUCCAUUUAUUGAGGAAGAGUGGGAUGAAGAUGGUGCGGCUCCUGAACAAGAUGAAGUUCUGGCUAUUGGUGGUGGGUAUUCUAAUGGUAGUGGUGAAGAAAACAGUCCUGCUGCGCAGGACGAUGAAGCUGAGAACAUGGAGACCUCACCUUUUGUUGUAGCUGUGUCGUUCAAAAACCUCCUUCGUGACAUUUUGCGGAAAUUCAAGCUAUCCCCACCAGUGUAUGGAUUUUCACAAAAUCAGGAAGAUCAAUAUCAAGCAUGGGUCAAAGUACAAAUUGAUGACAUUGAAAUUGAAGGGGUUAAGUUUUAUGGGGUUUGGUCACAUAUAAGGAAUGAAUCAGAGAUGGAUGCUGCUAGAACUGCUAUUAGGUAUUUGAAGACGAUAUUUGAAUUUGAGGUUGAGGAUGUUAACCUGGAAGAUAUCCGCAUUUGCAAAGACCACUAUGAAAGUGUUGAACAUGAAAAUGAAGAAUUACGUGUAAAGUUGAAGGAGUUGGAGGCCAAGUUGAAAAGUCUUGAAGGAUCAUAGCCUGUAUUUCUGAAAACAAAUAUGAGUUACUGUAUUCGGGAGAGUCUUGGUGAAAGGUAAAAAAAACAACAACUAGGCAGAUUAGGUUAUAAUGUGUUGUCUGUCCCAGUGUAGUAACAAUUUAUUUAAUAUAGUCUUUGCCGAAAAAGCCUUUGGUGCUGACAGAAAACAGAUAAUUUGCAGAGAAAUCUUAAAAGUGUACCAAAAACCAAUGGCUUUUUAUCCCUCCACAUGACCAUUCAGGGAUCUCUUGAUUGCAGUUCUCUCUGUGAACUUCAACUGUCUAUCUGUUCAUUAGUCAUUUAUUUGUACAGUGUUUCUUUUAUUGGUGUUGUUA